AUGUCAUCGUCAACAUCAUCUUCAUCACUUUUGCUGUGUGUUUUAGUCAAAAGUGCAAGAAUUCAAUUGUCUGACAACGAAUGCUGUUCUUAUGUUGUACUGAAAAUCGAUAAUGUGAAAUCAACAACAAGUGUAGUUAAAGGUCUCACGCCGAGUUGGGAACAAGAAUUCUAUUUUGAUGUUCCCGAUCGUUCGGCUGGUCUGCAAAUUGAAUUAUGGGAACGCGGUCAAUUCUGGGAUAAACUUCUUGGUUUAUGUCAUAUACAUUUAGACCGCAAUGACGAACAUAUCAACACAGAUUUUGCCAAUGCUCAGGAUCGCUGGACCACACUUGACGCUGAAUUAAUUCUCAAUCGGCAAGGUCAAGUGACCCGAACAUGUCAUCCCACCGGACAUGCUUUGUUAAUUCGUACAUAUGUCGAAUUACCAUCGGAUUUGACCGAAGAAGAAUCAAAAGAAUUAUCAGAGAAAUUGGAAAUUCUACACGAAAUUCUCGACAAAGAAGGUCGUCAGCUUCAAGAUGUUACAUUCGAUGAACUUAAUUCUCUCUCAACUAUGCACACUGAUCAACCAUAUCCACUUCAUUAUCGACAAUUAAGUCACCGUUCCCAUUCACAUUUUUCGGAUGAUAGUGAUUAUACGUCCGAUGUUUCAUAUCCAAUAAAUAAUCCAGCAAAUGUCAAUUAUCCUGUUCCAUCCAUAUCUCAAUCCAAUGAAAAUUCCUCUCCGAAACCGAUUAACAAAAAACCGUCAGCUUUGGUUCAACCGCUCGUACGAGAAGCAUCUCGUCGACCCAAUCCCGAUCAAAUUGAUAAGAGGAAGUCCUUAACACAACAAGAUCCACUUUCCUAUGUCAGUCAACCGAGAAAAAUGAUCAGUCAACUGUCUCAUGAUCAACCAAAAAAUCAAAUUUAUUCAGGUAAAUGUCAUUUGCUAUUCAUACUGCGUGCAUGA
This is a messenger RNA of Adineta ricciae, 954 nucleotides long. Lineage: Eukaryota; Metazoa; Rotifera; Eurotatoria; Adinetida; Adinetidae. The record is from the annotation of a GenBank genome assembly.